UAAUAAAACACAAAAGUAGUCGCUCGGCUUCUUGAGAACGUGGUCUCAUAUGGUGGGCUCUUCAUUUCUUUGACAAAAAUAAUCAUAUCUCCACUACUAUAAAACCAAAUCCUAUAAUAGUAAUCUCAAACGACAAAAAGAUAGAGAGGAAGAAAAUGACGAACGACAAGAAGAUGCUUCCAAAACGCAUCAUACUUAUGCGCCAUGGCGAGUCCGCCGGAAACAUAGACCAAGGGGCUUACGCGACCACGCCCGAUCACAAGAUCCCUCUCACGGAAGAAGGACGAGCACAGGCGCGUGAAGCCGGGAGGAAGAUGAGAGCACUGAUCUCAGCUCACAGCAGCGGAGGCGACGGCGCGUGCGGAGAGAACUGGCGCGUGUACUUCUACGUGUCACCGUACGAGAGAACGAGGACAACUCUGAGGGAAGUUGGGAAAGGGUUCUCGAGGAGGCGCGUGAUAGGAGUUAGGGAAGAGUGUAGGAUUCGGGAACAAGAUUUCGGCAACUUUCAGGUCGAAGAGAGGAUGAGAGUUGUCAAGGAGACGAGGGAACGAUUCGGAAGAUUCUUUUAUCGUUUCCCUGAGGGUGAAUCUGCUUCCGACGUCUACGAUCGUGUUUCUAGUUUCCUCGAGUCUUUAUGGAGAGACGUGGACAUGAACAGGCAUCAAGUGGAUCCAUCGAGUGAACUAAAUCUAGUGAUCGUGUCACAUGGGCUGACCUCUCGGGUGUUUCUUAUGAAAUGGUUCAAGUGGACGGUGGAAGAGUUCGAGCGAUUGAACAACUUUGGGAACUGCGAGUUCAGAGUGAUGGAGUUAGGUGCGAGUGGAGAGUACACUUUCGGGAUAUACCACUCCGAAGAAGAGAUGUUGUCUUGGGGCAUGUCGCAAGAUAUGAUUGAUGAUCAAAUGGGUCGUGUUGAUGGUUCUCGUGAAACAUCCAAUGAUUGUUGUCCAUUGCAUCUUGAUGAGUAUUUUGAUUUGUUAGAUGAGACUGAUGAUGAAUUGAAUGAUACUAACUGAUUAUAUGUGCACAUUGCUAUUGUUUGCGUCUGAAAAAAAACCCAUUUAUUGGUUG
Eutrema salsugineum is the source of this 1074-nucleotide messenger RNA. RefSeq names its product phosphoglycerate mutase-like protein AT74H. Gene Ontology annotation, molecular function: phosphatase activity. The record is from RefSeq and is a predicted model, not a curated record. Lineage: Eukaryota; Viridiplantae; Streptophyta; Magnoliopsida; Brassicales; Brassicaceae. The transcript has 2 exons. Bases 156 to 1019 code for a protein of 287 amino acids.